UCCCAACUCUCCACCACCACCCACCACCCACCACCCUCAUGGCGCCCAUCGUCAAUACUACUACCGUCAAGCUUGGCAUCAACGGCUUUGGCCGCAUCGGCCGCCUCGUCUGCCGCGCCGCAUUUGCCAACCCCAACGCGACGGUCGUCGCCAUCAACGACCCGUUCAUGGACCUGGACUACAUGGUCUACCUCUUCAAGUACGACUCGACGCACGGCGGCUACAAGGGCACGGUCGAGGCCAAGGACGGCAACCUCGUCAUUGACGGCCACGUCGUCCGCAUCUUUGCAGAGCGCAACCCGGCGCAGAUCCCGUGGGGCGACGCCGGCGCCGACUACGUCUGCGAGUCCACCGGCGUCUUCACGACGACCGAGGCGGCCAGCCAGCACAUCAACGGCGGCUGCAAGAAGGUCAUCAUCUCGGCGCCGCCCAAAGACAGCACGCCCAUGUACGUCAUGGGUGUCAACCACGACAAGUACGACGGCUCCGCGCACGUCGUCUCGAACGCCUCGUGCACGACCAACUGCCUCGCACCGCUCGCCAAGGUCAUCCACGAUCACUUUGGCAUCAUUGAAGGCUUGAUGACGACGGUGCACGCCGUGACGGCCAACCAGCUCACGGUCGACGGACCGUCGCGCGGCGGCAAGGACUGGCGCGCCGGUCGUGGCGCCGGCGCCAACGUGAUUCCGGCCUCGACGGGCGCGGCCAAGGCCGUCGGCAAGGUGCUGCCCGAACUGAACGGCAAGCUCACGGGCAUGGCGUUCCGCGUGCCGGUGCCCGACGUCUCGGUCGUCGACCUCACGGUGCGCCUCGAACGCGGCGCGUCGCUCGCAGCGAUCAAGGCAGCCGUGAAAGCAGCGUCCGAAGGUCCGAUGGCCGGCAUCCUCGGCUACACCGAGGACGAGGUCGUGUCGCAGGACUUUGUCUCGGACAAGCGCUCGUCCAUCUUUGACGCCAACGCAUGCAUUGCGCUCAACGACCACUUUGUCAAGCUCGUGUCGUGGUACGACAACGAGUGGGGCUACUCGAACCGCCUCGUCGACCUCGUGCUGCACAUGGCGACGAUCGACCAAAAGUAAAGGUUGUCGCUGCACAGUCGCGACGCGGACGAUCGAAGGACGCAAGAAGACGCGACAGCAUCAUCUCAAGAUGCGUUUUGCACUGAUUUUUAUGGCCGGCGGAAGCGCACGCCGGGCCUCGUAGCUCGUUAGAUAGCUGACUAUUGAUUAUGAAUAUAUACACCGUACUAUCACAA
Molecule: messenger RNA, 1255 nt
Organism: Saprolegnia parasitica CBS 223.65
Lineage: Eukaryota; Oomycota; Saprolegniomycetes; Saprolegniales; Saprolegniaceae
Product: glyceraldehyde-3-phosphate dehydrogenase
Exons: 1
Coding region: 39-1079 (346 amino acids)
Biological process (GO): glucose metabolic process
Molecular function (GO): oxidoreductase activity, acting on the aldehyde or oxo group of donors, NAD or NADP as acceptor; NADP binding; NAD binding
Source: RefSeq, a predicted model, not a curated record